Messenger RNA from Besnoitia besnoiti, 1884 nucleotides. Its product is annotated as putative phosphatidylserine synthase. Gene Ontology annotation, molecular function: L-serine-phosphatidylethanolamine phosphatidyltransferase activity. The transcript has a single exon. NCBI's taxonomy places the organism in Eukaryota, Apicomplexa, Conoidasida, Eucoccidiorida, Sarcocystidae. The coding region runs from base 1 to 1884 and encodes 627 amino acids. Gene Ontology annotation, biological process: phosphatidylserine biosynthetic process. The record is from RefSeq and is a predicted model, not a curated record.
AUGCAGCUGCGAGAGAGAACGAACGUGGGGGGGUCCCGGAUAGGCCUGUCACCUCUCAGCGUGGACACCCUGUCGCCGAGCUGUGAUUCAUGUCACUGUCCAAAUAACCUUUCUCGUCGCCUGUCACAGGACUCGGAUGCUGCCUCAGUAUACCGCGAGCAUGCCGCGCAUUACGCACACAAGUUUCGGGCCUCCAUAGACUACAAAACUCGGGAGGAACCGCGGCAGAUUGUCUGGGGAUGUAUUCUCGUACUCGUCCUGCUUCUUCUGGGUUUCCGCGACCAGUUUUUCUCGUCGCCGUCUGCGGUGAAGGGGAUUUCCAGCGCGCUGCCGGGGGGUGGCGAAAUCUCCUUUCCGACGGCGACUUCAGGGGCGCAGCAGAUACCUCCGUCAAGUUCUGCGCAAGUCUCUGGAACGCCGGAGACCGGCGCGCCACCGUCCGCACAAGCUCAAGAAGGGAAGCAAGAGAGUGACUCUGAAACGAUUGACUACUGUCAGCGGUUCCCGGAAGAUACCAAAUGCGUACCUGAGUCUCCGUCUGGCCAUGUAGUGUCUCCGUCGUUUUUUUCGUCACUGUUUGGUGGCGGCUCUUCGCCAGCCGCCGCUGCCUCUCCGCUGAGCACGGGCGUCCGGCGAGUGGUGCUGGAGCUGCUUGUUCUCGUGUGCAUCUACUGUUUUCUCCAGGCUAAAGACGGUUUGCUGGUCCGACCCCACCCUGGUUUUUGGCGUGUGGUUCACGGCGUCUGUCUUGUGCACUUAAUCGUCAUGGUGGUGCUGCUUGCUGUCGACGUGGAGACUGGGAGAACGGCGCUGCAGCUCCUGUUUCCAGAGAUUGUCGGGGCGAGGGAGAAAGUUUUUGCCGGCACGCUCGUGAUGGACUGUCGAAUCAACGGAGACACGAUUAUGAGACAGCUUCGCAGCGUGUGGUUCGUCUCGCACGUUGUCGGCUGGCUGUGCAAGAUGGUGAUCCUGCGAAACUGGGGCUUUUGUCUGCUGUAUUCGGUUGCUUUCGAAAUCGGCGAGCUGUCGUUCCAGUGGCUCGUGCCGGAGCUCUGCGAGUGCUGGUGGGAUAGCAUUUUCAUCGAUGCUCUCCUGAGCAACGUCAGCGGAAUGCUUCUGGGGGCGAUUAUCAUGAAGCUGAUCAACAUGCACCAGUACGACUGGCUAGGCCGCUAUCCGCUGUAUCAGAAAGUACUUAUGAGCUUGACACCGUUUUCAUCUGAAGACUACGACUGGAGCUUCUACAAGACGCCGAGGCACCUUUUUCUUGCCAUCACGCUCCUCGUGUUCUGUCUCUUCACCGAGUUGAACGUUUUUUUCCUCAUGGCGGUCCUCGACAUCCCGGCCGUCCACUACAUCAACCCGCUUCGGACGCUGUAUCUCUCGCUGCUCGGCGCCGCUGCGGCUGCAGAGCACUACGAGUAUACGAUGUACAGUCGAGAGCGAAUUGGUCAUAACGAAUGGCUGCUGGCGAUCAUCCUCUGCAUCGAGCUUCUUGUGUGCGUCAAGUACGGAGCGAGUCGCUUUCCGCGGUUCUCUCCUCCGCCCGACAUCUUCAUGCCGUGGAUCGUCGCGCUCAGUCUCUUCGGUGCGUGGAGUUACUGCUACUUUACGACCGCGGACCUGCGCGGGCUGAACAGCGGAUCAGCCAAGAAGGUGGCAAGGAUCCAAAUGGUGCGCGACGCGAAUGGGGGGGCGAAGAACGAGCCAAAGGGGGACAGUACAGUGACGAAGCGAGACGAGGUUAAACGCCAGUCGCUGAGUUGGCAAGAUCAAGCCAAGCUGCUGGUUAUCACGCUGCCUCCGCAAGCCUGCUUUCUCCCGCUCUUGUAUCUCAUGAAAUUUUAUUUUUAUGAUUAUGUCCGAGUGGAGCCAAAGUGGUAA